Molecule: messenger RNA, 1150 nt
Organism: Tarenaya hassleriana
Lineage: Eukaryota; Viridiplantae; Streptophyta; Magnoliopsida; Brassicales; Cleomaceae
Product: histone deacetylase HDT1-like
Exons: 10
Coding region: 103-966 (287 amino acids)
Source: RefSeq, a predicted model, not a curated record
CCAAAGCCCGUCGCGUGCGUCGUUGGAUUCCCUCAACGAGCAAAAACCCUAACUCGUCAUCUUUCCCAUUUUCCAUUUUUUCAUUUCUUCCGAUUCUCAGUCAUGGAGUUCUGGGGAGUCGAAGUUAAAGCUGGGAAGACUCUGAAAGUAAAGCCUGAAGAGGAUGCCCUUAUCCACAUCUCUCAGGCGUCUCUCGGUGAGUCAAAAGACAAGAAGGGAGGAGAAUCAGUGCCCCUUUUUGUGAAGGUGGGUGACCAGAAACUUGUUAUGGGAACACUUUCCCAAGAGAACUUCCCUCAGAUUAGCUGUGAUUUGGUCUUUGAGAAAGAGUUUGAACUUUCUCACAACUGGAAGAAUGGGAGUGUCUACUUUAUUGGCUACAAAUCCCCAAACAUUGAGGGACAGGAUGAGGAGGGAUUUUAUUCUGAUUCAGAAGAAUCAGAUGAGGAGAUCCCUGCAACUAUGACCGAGAAUGGAAAGCCUGGAGCAGCUGUUGAGAAUGCCAAGGCAGAAGCGAAACCAAAGGCCAUAGCUGCUGAAGGAAAAAAGGAUAAGAAGCUCGCAUCAGAGGAUGAUGACUCUGAUGAAGAUGGUGAAUCUGAUUCUGAGGAAGAAGGGCAGAUGGGUAUUGAUGAUUCGGAUGACUCGGAUGAUGACUCAGAGGAUGAAGAAGAGGAGACCCCUAAGAAGGCUGAACCAAGCAAGAAGAGGGGGAAUGAGUCAGCUUCUAAAACACCUGUCCCUGCAAAAAAGGCAAAGGCAGCCGCUACUCCUCAGAAGACAGAAGAGAAAAAGGGUGGACACACGGCAACACCACACCCGGCUAAGAAGGGUGGGAAGGCUCCGGCCAAUGUGUCUCAGAGCCCUAAAUCUGGGGGACAGUUCUCAUGCGGCUCCUGCAAGAAGUCGUUUAAUUCGGACAAUGCACUCCAAUCGCACAACAAGGCCAAGCACUCUGCCAAGUGAAUGACAUAGAGAGCCCAUUUAGAACUACAAAGCCUUUGCUCCCCCUUUUGGUUCUUGUUCCGUUGUUUCCGUCCAUCUGUCGGGAUUGUGGUAUUGUUGUCUUCGAAACCAAAAAUGGUUUAGAAACAAAUUAUCUUGUUUUCGAAUUUUGACGCCUCUUAUCUUGUACGAUUUUGAGUCACCC